Molecule: messenger RNA, 1017 nt
Organism: Sodiomyces alkalinus F11
Lineage: Eukaryota; Fungi; Ascomycota; Sordariomycetes; Glomerellales; Plectosphaerellaceae
Product: Swi3-domain-containing protein
Exons: 1
Coding region: 1-1017 (338 amino acids)
Biological process (GO): DNA damage response; replication fork arrest; DNA replication checkpoint signaling
Cellular component (GO): nucleus; replication fork protection complex
Molecular function (GO): DNA binding
Source: RefSeq, a predicted model, not a curated record
AUGACAGCAAACUCUGCAACAAGACCAAGUCUUGAUGAUCUUGACAAUUACCAUGUCAACCUGGAUGAUGACCCCUUCCGCUCCCCCAGUCCACUACGCCAAAACGACACCGAAUCCAAGAAGCGCAAGAGCGAUGGCCUCGGCAUCGAUGAAGAAGUCGACGUAACAAAGCGUGCCAGAGUCCCUCGCGUGAAACUCGACGAGACCCGCCUCCUCUCGGACGACGGGAUUCCCAAGCUCCGCAAGCGUGCCGCUGGGCUGAAGUUCAAGGGCAAAGGCCACGAGGUACGACGCCACUCGGUUUUGCAUUAUGUCCCACGCCCGGCUGUUGUCGUAUCAUUUUACCAUCAUCAUCUUGAUCGUCAUCAUCACACAGUUUCUCACGCUCUAGUUUUCAUCCUGCAGUUCUCCGACGCCGCCCGCCUCCUCACAUUCUACCAGUUCUGGCUAGACGACCUCUUCCCCAAGGCCAAGUUCCUCGACGCCCUCGCCAUGGUGGAGAAGGCGGGCCACAAGCGCGUCCUGGUCAGCAAACGCGCCGAGUGGAUAGACGAGUGCAAGCCCCGCGCGUCCGACGAAGCCGAUCAGGACGACAACCCCCUGGCGAACGCGGAAGCAGCAGAGCCAGCAGUACCAGCGGUGCGAUCUGAGCCACGACCGAAUCACCAGAACCUACGACCUGCCGCCGAAAACGAGCGAACGAAAAGACCACAAGCUGCACAACCAAGAGAUGAUAAUGACGAUGGCAUACCUGACGACGAGGAAGAUCUUUACGCCGCCACCCCGCGAAAGAACAAGCCCGCCCCACGACGGCUGGUGGACGACGAGGAGGACGAUGAAGACGACCUAGAGGCUCUCAUGGCGGAAGCUGAUGCUGGGACGCGGCGACAAACAGAGACACGGCCACAGGCAGGGACCACGGACUUUGCAGAUACUGGUUCUCUGCACCCCGAACCAGACCGAGGGCCCGAUGACGACGAAGAAGCGGCCAUGGCGGAGAUGGAGGGGCUGUGGUGA